Messenger RNA from Aspergillus tubingensis, 663 nucleotides. RefSeq lists its product as uncharacterized. NCBI's taxonomy places the organism in Eukaryota, Fungi, Ascomycota, Eurotiomycetes, Eurotiales, Aspergillaceae. The coding region runs from base 1 to 663 and encodes 220 amino acids. The transcript is spliced from 4 exons. The record is from RefSeq and is a predicted model, not a curated record.
AUGGCGGCAUCUGAGACUGGUGAUCUUGGAUAUGACCAUGACAACCUGCGGCAUGUCGUGAUUACUGCGACUUGCUUUGCGUUGAUCCUUUCUACGGUGUCAGUUGCACUGCGUCUGUACUGUCGCAAGAUCACGGGCACCAAGGUCUUCUUCGAUGACUACCUUAUAAUCGUGGCAUUGGUCUUCGAAUACGCAGUGUCACUGGCUGGAGUUGUCUUGCUGUAUAACGGACUGGGCACUCACAUCAUCUACGUUCCUCCUUCGGAUUUAGUAGUGUAUUUGAAGACUCUAGCCAGCGGCAGCUUCCUCUACACACUAUGCAUCGCAUUCACGAAGCUCUCUAUCCUCGCACUAUACAAGCGAAUCUUUUCCAUCCGACCGAUGAUCCUAGCGGCUAACUCCGUGGGGGCAAUUGUAAUAUUGUGGUGCUUUGGGGUAUGUCUGAUUGGGGGCGUCGUAUGUAUUCCACUGGAGAAGCUCUGGAAUCCGACAAUUCCCGGCGGAUGCAUCGACCUGGCCAAAUUUUACUAUGGGCUCCAGAUUCCUAACAUCGUGACUGACGCCGUCAUUCUGGCUCUACCGAUGAAACACGUAUGGAACCUUCAGGUGCCACGUGCGCAAAAGAUUAUGUUGACAGGCAUCUUCUGCCUUGGUGCUUUGUGA